Molecule: messenger RNA, 4563 nt
Organism: Paecilomyces variotii
Lineage: Eukaryota; Fungi; Ascomycota; Eurotiomycetes; Eurotiales; Thermoascaceae
Product: putative peroxisome biosynthesis protein (PAS8/Peroxin-6)
Exons: 3
Coding region: 94-4545 (1483 amino acids)
Biological process (GO): protein import into peroxisome matrix
Cellular component (GO): cytosol; peroxisomal membrane
Molecular function (GO): ATP binding; ATP hydrolysis activity
Source: RefSeq, a predicted model, not a curated record
UUGGAGGUGUUCUCUUGAGUCAUCGGUCUCCCUCUGCAACUGUUCAAGGAGACAGUCUGGAGUUGGAAGUGCCCCCGGUGUCUGGACCUCAAGAUGGACGCGGAACGUGACGGGCAUCUGCUGAACCAGCCUAGACGGAGAAGGCGGAAGGCCACCAGGAGGCGGUUGCGCGACAGAGCUCCCAUCAGUGCGCAUCUCGUCCUGGAUCAGCACUUCCGCGGUGAUGUAGGAAUACUGUCUGAUGACCUGGUGACGGAUCUAUUCCCAGGCUUGGAUCUGGCCGAGGCUGGCAUGGACCCGCAGAAACAGCAGCAGAUCCUUCACGUGGCCAUAUCGCCUUAUACACCUAACUAUUCUGCCAUCGAGGAUAUCCCAUGGACGAUUAUUCCAGUGCGAAUCCAAUCCACGGAGCGAUCGCAGACCGCGCCGGUCUCGCAUUCAACCGUCUUGUUCCCCGCAUCCGCAAGCUCACUGCAGUCAUUUGCUCAUGCGUUGGAGGUGCUGGAUCCGACGCGGCAUUUUGUACAUUCGCGACCUAUCGAGAUUCGCAUCCUCGAUGUCGUUCCGUUGCACCUCGAUACGGUGUACGUUACAGUGGAGCGGAAUAUGCUCCGGGCUCUCGAUGAUGUCCAGAGUAAGUUCGGAGGAGGAUUCGAUACCAACGCAUACGGCGUCAACGGGAUCUGGAAUAAAGGUGGAAAGGCCCUGGAUGUGAAGAAGAGGUACACGAAGAAGGCAGCUGCUGAGGCGGAGGAACGGCUUACAGCGGCUGUUCGUGAGGCUCUAUCAACGCAAAAGAUACUCCAUACUGGAGAUAUAUUGCCUCUUCCGCUCCCUUCCCACCCAAUAACCCAUACACCACCCCCGCCUGCGAAGAUCUCGUUCUGUGAACCGGUAUCCCAAGGUCUACUGUUGCCGAAGACCAAGAUCGUCUUGGUGCAGGCGCGGCGCCACGAGCGAUCGCAAAAGCUUUCCGGGUCCGGUCUACUGAAGGACACGCCUGUUGAAGAAGCAGAGGACACGUCGAAUGAGCAGUUCUACUCUGCAGCAGAGGACAAACAAACCGAGAGUGGCACAGAAAUGGAGAGCACGUCUCCUCCUGACGACUCGGAAACAGAAGGCUCUGUUGGCGGCGCAAGCGACUCCUCGGAAGAUUCUCUUGAAGACAUGAUCUCUCUCUCAGCACCACAAUUGCCGCAACAGCCUUCUGGCACGUUGUCCGCCAUGACAUCCGCCACUCCACGCCCGGGGAUGCGCUUCACUGAUGGGGUUCAUACUCCUAAUUCUGUGAUGUCCAGCUUCACAUCAGGGACAAUGCGCCCCGGUCAUGGCGGUGGAAAAGUAUUCAGGGCCGAAUGCUUGCUUAAUCGUAUACCAAAUGAAGCCUUACAUCCCAGACCCCGGGAAGAUGAUGAUACCGAUUCCUUCGUCUUCGUGGACAUUAGCACUCUCGUCAAGAUUGGCUGCUUCUCCGGAGACUGGAUCAGAGUCGAGGCUUCUGAGGAGCCGCAGCUGAAUAUGUUUGCCUCCUUGAAAUUCGGAAGUCUUGGUGACCAGGAGGAGGAAGCAGGCAACUGGCGCGUUGUCAAAGUGUUUGGCCUUCCCGGACUCCCCUCUCCUAAGCCUCGGUAUGCGAUGCACCAUUCAGGUGACCGAGGAACUAGCAUCGCCCAUUUUCCCUCGCGGGGCCUUACACCGACCGUGUUCGUUCCGCCGGUACUGCUAUACAAUCUGGAGAAUCCGAAGUACCUUAGGCUUUCACGACUAGCAGGCUCUCACCCUCACGGGGCCACGCGACCUGGCUUAACGCAGUCCAGGGCCAGCGUACCAAAAGCUCCACCAGUCGCCAAGGAGGUCACCUUGCUUAAGAUAUCUACACCACUGUCGAUGGAUCGUGCCUUGCAGCCGGCCUUGUUUGCGGGGCUAAAACGUUACUUUGAAACAAAACGGAGACUCCUGAAGAGUGGCGAUCUCAUUGGGAUCACAGUUGACGAAGGUCUAGGGAGAACCGUUUUCUCGGCUACUAAGAAUGCAGACGGUGGUAACCUGGAGGAUGAUCUUACGGCUAAGUUGGGAUACACGCCGGAAGCUCACCAGCCCGACGCGGGUGCAAGAAAGGUUGGUGUGGCAUGGCUACGCGUAGGACAAGUUGUCCCUGCGAGUUCGGAAGAACAGGAAGAUGGUGAAGAUUGGGGAGGGGUUGCGGCGAUUGAUUCAUCCAGCACCAGGAUGGUUCAAGCGGGAAGUGAGACCAGCAGGGUACCCGGCACGCUUGACAAUGCCUGGGAAUACUGGCUUGGAGUGAAGCCUAUCCCUAAGUCAAGUGGCCGCCUCCCUACAUCUCAUGGUCUGGUUACGGAGGUCCCCAAAGCAUUCAUCCCUGUUCUGCAGCAACGAAUGCGCGACUUGAUGGCUGCUGCGACUAGCCCCCGUGCCAUUCAACUGGGAAUGAAGCCGGUCGUGAUCCUCCUCACAUCCACCCAGAGAAACAUCGGAAAAGCGACCAUUGCAAGUCGAGCUUGCGCUGAUAUCGGUCUCCACACGUUCACGAUAGAUGCCUAUGACAUUUUGACGGAAGGCGGUGCGAACGGCGGGGAUGUCAAGACAGAAGCAUAUCUGAAGGCGAGGGCGGAACGGGCAUUCACCUGCGGCGCAAAUUGCACGGCGCUUCUGAUCAGACAUAUCGAGGUCUUGACUGCCGACAGAAUGGUAACUGCGAUGAAGGAAAUCGUUGCUGAUUCGAGGGUUCUCAUUGCAACUACCACCGAUGUCGAGAAGAUCCCAGAAGGAAUACGCAGUCUCUUUACGCAUGAGCUCGAGAUGACUGCGCCGGAAGAGAAAGAGAGAGAAGGCAUCCUUCGAAAUGCGGUUGCUGAUCGCGGCAUUCAGAUUUCCCCCGACGUUGACCUCGCCUCAGUUGCUGUGAAGACGGCCGCGCUUGUCGCUGGAGACUUAGUGGAUGUCGUAGAAAGAGCGUCGGCUUCUAGGACUGCUCGAUUGGAGGACUUAGUCCAGUCAGCAACCAAGCAGGAUCCGUCAUCGAUAGUGGGCCCUAGGGAUAUAGUUGUCUCCGGCGGCGAUGCUGCGCGAUGCGUGACCAAGGCUGAUUUCGACACUGCUGUUGAUGCGGCCAGGAAGAACUUUGCUGAUGCUAUUGGAGCUCCUAAGAUUCCGAACGUUACCUGGGACGAUGUUGGAGGACUGACCAAUAUCAAAGAUGCUGUGAUGGAAACAAUCCAGCUGCCACUGGAGCGCCCAGAGCUGUUCGCCAAGGGCAUGAAGAAGCGUAGUGGUAUUCUCUUCUACGGUCCUCCUGGUACUGGAAAGACCCUCCUGGCGAAAGCUAUCGCCACUGAGUUCUCGUUGAACUUCUUCUCAGUCAAGGGCCCCGAACUGCUCAACAUGUACAUCGGUGAAUCCGAAGCGAAUGUGCGACGCGUGUUCCAGCGUGCACGGGACGCUCGUCCUUGCGUCGUCUUCUUCGAUGAGCUGGACUCUGUAGCUCCCAAGCGAGGCAACCAGGGUGAUAGUGGUGGUGUGAUGGACCGCAUUGUCAGUCAGCUACUCGCUGAAUUGGACGGCAUGAGUGGUGGUGACGAGGGCGGCGGUGGUGUCUUCGUGAUCGGUGCGACCAACCGACCGGAUCUGCUUGAUGCUGCGCUCCUGCGACCCGGACGAUUCGACAAGAUGUUGUAUUUGGGUGUGUCAGACACUCACGACAAGCAAGCCACUAUUCUGGAGGCUCUUACCCGGAAAUUCAACCUCCACCCGGACGUGUCUCUCUCCCGUGUUGCAGAACGGUUGCCUUUCACCUAUACAGGUGCAGAUCUCUACGCGCUUUGUUCCGAUGCUAUGCUCAAGGCCAUCACUCGACAAGCCACUGCCGUUGAUGAGAAGAUCAAAGCCCUCCCUGGUGGCCCCGUAAGUACGGCAUACUUCUUCGACCACCUUGCUACGCCAGAGGAUGUGGCGGUGAUGGUGACCGAGGAGGACUUCAUUGAGGCACAGAAUGAGCUCGUGCCUAGUGUGAGCGCCAAGGAACUGGAGCACUUUGAGCGGGUCCGCCGCAUGUUCGAGUCCACGGAUGUACAGAAGAAAGACUCCGCCGUAGCUGCACAGCCCUCAAAGAUCCCCCCUCGAACGAUUGCAGAUGCUGUGGAUGGUCUCAGCACGGGCGAUGAGAUAUCUGAAAGCGGUACUGUAGUGAACGGCGCUUACGCAGAAAACAGGGGCAGCAAAGGCAAGGGACGAUACCCUUUGUUCCCUAUGCGUAGCAUGAGCGACAAUCUUUCCAUCCGAAGCAAGGGAAAGAAUAGCGUCAGUGGAAAAGGGAAAGGGAAACACCUGUCCGUAGGAGCAGGCGAUUCGGACUCGUCUCUUGACAGCCCGGGACCGGGACUUGCUAAUGGCGCCUCCUUCCCACGCUCCUACGACGAUGUUGGGGAAGAUGACGACCCUACCUCAGACGGGGUCCGCGGUGAAGACCAGGACGAUUACGUUGUCCGGACGGAUCAUUUAAAGACUAACGGUGAUGAUGUUGAUUGAAUGCCAUCAGCCCGCCAA